Carica papaya (papaya) is the source of this 1109-nucleotide messenger RNA. RefSeq names its product spindle pole body-associated protein. The record is from RefSeq and is a predicted model, not a curated record. Gene Ontology annotation, cellular component: chloroplast. Lineage: Eukaryota; Viridiplantae; Streptophyta; Magnoliopsida; Brassicales; Caricaceae.
GAACAAUACCCAGAAAUAGAAGGAAAAGAAGAUUUGUUCGCUGCAAAAUGAAAAAACGACGACGUAUUGGCCUGCAACCUGAUUGACUGGGCAUCAGACAUGUAAAUCAAGGAUCUCUCAGCCUUCUUCUCAUAUAAUCACUCAAUACCUGAACAAAACUGUAUUUAAUAUACAUAUAUAUAUAUAUGUUAGCAGCAUACAGCUACAAAAACGACACCGUUUAGUCAUCCCAACCGACCCAUCACAGGAAAUAAGCAAGGAGGAUUCUGAAUUCCCCUUCUUCCACAGAAAAUGGGAACUCUCGGCAUCUCUCUCUCACUGUCUCUCCUAAAUGGAACCCACCAUCUUCGUCUGGCAGUACCCAUUUCGAGCCGUCGCCUCUCGUUGCGCUCUUUUAAAUCCGCCAAGCCUCGUACCAGCACCCUCGUCUUUGGGGAGAACCCUAGUGACCCCAAAGAACCCAUGUUCGUAGACGAAGACGGCGUCGUCGACGACAUGGAAGGCUACCUCAAUUACCUUUCUCUCGAAUAUGAUUCUGUUUGGGAUACGAAGCCUGCCUGGGAUGUCUUGGAGAUUCCAUCUUAUGAACAGCCUGCUUUCUGUAUAUUGAGUUACAUGGUUACAUUUCAUGACUUUCAGCACUGGUAUGAUUUGUUCCCUAGGUGUCAGCCCUGGACGAUAACACUUACAGGCGUAUCGGCCAUCGCCUGUAGCUGGCUAAUCUUGCACUCCCUUGUGGUUACCUCGGCUGUAAUCCUGCUAAUUGGCAUUUGGUGGUAUAUUUUCCUUUAUUCUUACCCAAAGGUGUAUUCGGAUAUGAUUGCAGAGCGAAGAAAGAGGGUGACAAACGGUGUUGAAGACAUAUAUGGAUGGAAAAAGACUCAAUAGUUCAAGCUAAAUGCAGAUUAUCUGAUUAAAUGUGCAUACAGAGUGCAGUAGAAUGUUUGAUGUUUUCUUUCUCUUUGUUCUCUUCUUUCCUAUUCAAAUGUGUAGAAGGAGAAGAUAUUUAUUGACUGGAGGAGUGAAUCAAAGGGAGAAGAUAAUCUUCUUUUCUCUCCUCCUCUUUUCUAUUUUCAAAUUACCACCACUGGUUAGUGGAAAAAAUUCAA